AUGGCUCUCCAAUGGCCAACGCAAUUAGACGAUUCUCGUUUUGAGGACGUCUUCGACCUCGCUCAAACAUUCGAAUUAUACUGCGCCAAGGUCUACGACCAUGCCACUCUUCACCCGGACGAUGUUGCUCCCGCCGACUAUAUGAUGCAGUUCGUGUCGCAAGCUUAUCGCGCCGUUCACAGCUUGCACAUGCACAAGAAGGCCUCAGAAUAUCUGGAUCUGGAUAUAGCCACUGCGGAUCUCCAGAGGGACGCCGCGAAGUAUCGCGAAGCAUGCAAUUUGGAAUCUACUGCCGAGCCGAGGCCGACUGAGAUUGCCAACCUUCCCGCGCCCGAGAACGAGGAUGAGAAUGAAGAAACGUCCCCACGAAGCGCACUUGCAGACCUUCUCAAUGGCAACUUUGAAGAUGAAGAUGAGGAGGACUCGGACUGGGAAGAGUCGGAGGAAGAAACAGACGACGAAUACUACGAAUAUUGCGAGGGAUCAGAUGUGGAAUCUGAACUUGGCGAGAUGCGGGUAGUUACCGGGCCAGAAGGGGAUGAACCCCCUUCAGAAAAUCAACACACGCUAUAUGAACUACCUGACAAAGUGUCGAUCAGCGAAAAAGAGCAAAGCAAUAGCGCGCCCUUACCACCCGCGCCUACUCCUCCUACAGCCUCAAUCUUGCAAGACCAAGCGAUGCGCGACAGAAUCACCGCUGCACUCGAGAACAUGUCUUUCGCAAGUGGGGAACCAGAGCCGACCCCGUCUGAACAAACUCGGACUCAGUCUGCACAUUCCACAGUUCCCAGCACCACAUCUUCGUCACAGGACACUCAGAGCGACGCCACUGCUGUGCAAACCAACUCAAACCAAGACGCGCCGCCCUUGGUACCCUCGGUGACAGCACCGCCUGAAAAGAUGACUCGUAAAUCGAGCCUUGAUGCCUUCGGAAUUCACCGCAAACUAUCUAAGAGCUCCUCACCAAAUGGCAUCCCUCAGCGACUGCGGACCGUGUGCUAUAAAUACGUGCGACGAGCUAUGGUCCCUGUCCGAGGAAAGGUACAAUAA
Molecule: messenger RNA, 1050 nt
Organism: Penicillium chermesinum
Lineage: Eukaryota; Fungi; Ascomycota; Eurotiomycetes; Eurotiales; Aspergillaceae
Exons: 1
Coding region: 1-1050 (349 amino acids)
Source: RefSeq, a predicted model, not a curated record